AUGUUCAACCUGAAGGAUGGAUUAUCCGGCAAGAAUACUCUCAUUGCUAUAGAUAUUUCCAUAACUUAUCUGAGUUUGAAAUAUGGCAUGAAUCGAUACCUGAAAACCAGCGUACAUUUCAUGAAGUUAUUCGGACUGGGCAAUCACAAAAAAUCAAGAUUGAUGUGGAUGAAGUCAACUGAAGUUACACGUAAAAAAGAUGAGAUUUAUUUAUAUAUUAAAAAUGCUCUUCGAAUUGCUAUAAAAGAAAUAACUGGAUUAAAUCUUUCAAAAGAUGAUCUUCUUGUAGCUGAUUCCUCAAAUGAGUCUAAAUGGAGUAAACAUUUGAUAUUACCUAGAUAUUUCGUUCGUGGUGCAUCCAAAGCUCGAAAAUUUACAUCACAAAUCUUAGAACUUCUUCCAGAAAGAAUGCAUCCUUUUAUUGAUGAAAAAGUAAACAAAGAUCUCCAUUGCUUUCGACUAGCGGGAAGUCAUAAAGCCAAAGACUCUUCACGCAUUAAGUGCAUUUGUUCAAAUCAUACUUGGAGAGAGUCACUUAUUACUCAUAUUGAGAAAGAUUCCACAGAACUCUGGCCAUAUGAAUGGGAAGAAGAAGAGAAAAAAUUGAAAAAUGAGUCUGUUUCACGUGAGCAGAGUGAUACUGCAAUAAAAAUAGUAGAAGAACAAUUUCCUUUUCUGUCUUAUCGAAAUUCUAGUAAUAGUUUUGAUACUUUUGAUAGAACUCUGCCUACAACAUGUUUGAUCUGUGAAAAAGAGCACACGAGAAAAGGUGAAUCUGGUAUCGAAGUCAUUAGAGCAGACAACAAUAGCAGGACCAGUAAGAAGAAAAAAGUUAUUUCACGUUUAGAUAGAUUAAGAUCUCGGCUUCAGCAUAUAUUACAAUCUCAUUCACAAAAUAACUUUACUGCUAUUGGAAAAAACAUCGAAAUAUAUAAUGCUAAAAUAAUGCGUUGCUAUAAUUUACAAGCUAAACUUACAAGCGGUAACCAGCACUUGAUGCUUAUUAAAGAACAUUGCAGUGUUGGCAAAUCAAAUAAGACAGCAGAGAAAAUAAAAACACUAUGUCAUUCUGAUGGUUCUUCCGUUUCAAUUCUUAUCAUUUCCAGCCGGCAUAGUCUAGCCCAUGGUCAAAAAGUUCUUUUCGAAGGGUUUAAGUCUUAUCUCGAACUGGAUAUGAAAAAGCUUAAUCCUAAAGAUACUCCGAAACUCAUUAUCAGUCCCGAAAGCAUUCACAAACUUGGAGCAACUGGCUAUGAUAUAAUUAUACUAGAUGAGUUUGAAACUAUCACUCAGAAUUUUAGUGGACCUACUAUGAAAAAACUGAAGCUGAGCCACGACGUAUAUAAAUCCUUGCUUCAAUCUGCAUUAUUGAUAUUGGCUUUAGAUGUUACAUUAGAUUCAGACUCACUUAACCAGCAUAUACGAGAUAAAUGUCAUGCUCUUAUACAUAUUAAUACCAAAAAAUGGAAUGCUGAAUUAAUUGGAGCUCUGAGACAAGGAUUAAAAGUCUAUAUUCCAAUAUUUGCUAGUGCGGAAAUGGCAGAAGCUCUUUAUAAAGAAUUGGCGUCUCAUGGAUAUCGAGGUAAAUGUUUUUCCAAAUGGCUAUCAGAAACAGAGAAAAAAAACAUAUUUGCUGAUAUUAACGAUGCAGUGGCAAAUCUCGAUUAUUUAAUAGCAACUCCAGUCAUAACUUGCAGUGUAAGUAUAACAAUAGAAAACUUCGAUAUGACGUUUGCUCAUUUUCGCACAUUAGCCGGUCUAACAAGCAAUGAAGCAUAUCAGAUGUUGCACCGCGUUAGAAAGUUAAAUCAAAAUGUAAUGCAUGUUCUAACAGAUUUACGUGGUGAUAAUUUGCCGACAGACCGUGAAGAUUUACUUCGUUUUAUCAGCUAUCGAUGUAAUGUCGCGGAAUAUCCCGACUUAGAGGAAGCUCAUUGUGAUAAAACACUUACUCUUGAUGGCAAAUGGAUUUUUAAACCAAACGCAUCUUUAGAAACUCAUCUCUAUAAUGCAUCCCACCGUAAUGCGUCUAGAAACGAUUUUGUAGGUUUACUAGCUGACCAUCUUAGUGAAUGCGGUUAUGACAUUAGUGUUGCCAAAGAUUGCCCUUCUAUUGAUUCAAAAAUUACAGAAAAUAAUGAAGGCAAAGAAUUGCUUUUAAAU
This is a messenger RNA of Ambispora gerdemannii, 2163 nucleotides long. NCBI's taxonomy places the organism in Eukaryota, Fungi, Glomeromycota, Glomeromycetes, Archaeosporales, Ambisporaceae. The record is from the annotation of a GenBank genome assembly.